AUGAAGUAUGCUCAGAUACUGGUUUCGGAUAGUUGCAGUGUUGAAAAUCAACCGCCGAAGAGGAAUAUUUCGACUGCUACCAAUAAUAAUAAUAGUACUGUCUGUAAUCCCACAACUAAUCUUGGCAGUUUAAAUCAAGCAAUUGUCGAUAUUGAAAGUGUUUUAUAUAAAAACUGUGUGGAGCUUAAUCAGCAUGAGGCAAAAUUGGUUGCACUGUUGGAAAGAUCAGAAGCAAUGGAGAGGAAUGUAAAGUGCUGUUUACUCUCCUUUCUAUAA
Messenger RNA from Heterobilharzia americana, 276 nucleotides. NCBI's taxonomy places the organism in Eukaryota, Metazoa, Platyhelminthes, Trematoda, Strigeidida, Schistosomatidae. The record is from the annotation of a GenBank genome assembly.